Hypomesus transpacificus is the source of this 1824-nucleotide messenger RNA. RefSeq names its product cytochrome P450 3A40-like. The coding region runs from base 75 to 1580 and encodes 501 amino acids. NCBI's taxonomy places the organism in Eukaryota, Metazoa, Chordata, Actinopteri, Osmeriformes, Osmeridae. The transcript has 13 exons. The record is from RefSeq and is a predicted model, not a curated record. Gene Ontology annotation, molecular function: iron ion binding; heme binding; oxidoreductase activity, acting on paired donors, with incorporation or reduction of molecular oxygen, reduced flavin or flavoprotein as one donor, and incorporation of one atom of oxygen.
UCCACCUAUCCAGUGCUGAUCUAGAUGGGAACACACAGUAGGAAGUAUUACAACAGUCACUUCGGGUAAACAAGAUGUCUUUCCUCCCUUAUUUCUCUGUCGAGACGUGGACUUUGAUUGCUAUAUUUGUGGUUCUCGUCGUCUUGUAUGGCUAUGCACCUUAUGGAUUCUUCAAGAAAAUCGGCAUCCGUGGACCAAAGCCUUUACCCUUCAUUGGAACAUUUCUGGAGUAUACAAGGGGAAUCCAUGUGUUUGAUACAGAAUGCUACCAGAAGUAUGGCAGCAUAUGGGGGUUCUACGAUGGAAGACAGCCAGUAAUGGGUGUCAUGGACCCUGCCAUGAUCAAAGCCAUCCUGGUGAAGGAAUGUUACUCUAUCUUUACCAAUAGAAGGGACAUUGGACUGAACGGGCCACUGAAAGAUGCAGUGUCAGUUGUUGAGGACGAUGAAUGGAAGAGGAUUCGCAGUGUUCUCUCACCCUCGUUUACCAGUGGACGCCUCAAAGAGAUGUUCAUCAUAAUGAAGCAACAUUCUGGCAACCUGAUAAAGAGUCUAGAGAAGAAGGUGGAUGCUGGAGAGGUCCUUGAAGUUAAAGAAAUUUUUGGACCUUACAGUAUGGAUGUUGUCACCAGCACUGCUUUCAGUGUGGACAUUGAUUCCAUCAACAAUGCCAGUGAUCCCUUUGUCACUAACAUAAAGCAAAUGGUCAAAUUCAAUUUCUUGAACCCACUCCUGGUACUUGUUGUAUUAUUUCCAUUUCUAGGGUCGAUCUUUGACAAGUUUGACAUUUCCUUCUUCCCUGCUAGUAUCAUUGACUUCUUCUACAAUUUCUUGAAGCAGAUUAAAGCAGAACGAAGCAAGAACGUCCACAAUAGUCGUGUGGACUUCAUGCAGCUCAUGGUGGACUCCCAGAUACCAGAUCAGACCACAGCAGAUCACAACUCACAGAAAGGGCUGACAGACCAUGAGAUCCUAUCUCAGGCUAUGAUCUUCAUCUUUGCGGGUUACGAGACCAGCAGCAGUACUCUGUGCUUCCUAGCCUACAACCUGGCAAUCAACCCUGACAUCCAGACUGCCUUGCAGGAGGAAAUUGAUCAGACCUUCCCCAACAAGGCUGAGUUGACCUAUGAGAGCAUCAUGCAGAUGGAGUAUCUAGAUAUGGUGCUUAACGAGUCCCAGCGCCUCUUUCCCAUUGCCAACCGGGUGGAGCGAAUGGCGAAGAAGACGGUGGAGCUGAAUGGUGUGACCAUCCCCAAAGGAACCGCCAUCAUGAUCCCAGUCUACACUCUCCACCGUGACCCUGCACUCUGGCCAGACCCUGAGGUCUUCAAACCUGAGAGGUUCAGUAAGGAGAACAAAGACGACUUUGAUCCAUACACCUAUCUGCCUUUUGGAGCUGGUCCCAGGAACUGCAUUGGCAUGAGAUUUGCUUUGUUAUUGAUGAAGCUGGCAGUUGUGGAGAUCCUCAGAGACUUCACCUUUGUCACCUGCAAAGAAACUGAGGUGCCUCUUGAACUGGGAAAUGAGGGUUUCCUUUCCCCCAAGAACCCCAUUAGGCUGCAACUUGUUCCUCGUGUCUGAGUUCUCCUGACAAAUCAAGUGGAACAUAAUCACAAUCACUUCAUCAUUUACUUUUUGGAUUAUGUUAAUACAAUUUAAUUAAAUAAUAACUGUACAUGCAUACAUAAAAACAAUGUUGUGACAGUAAAUAUUUCUAAUCAAGCAUUAUGAUUUUAUAUACACUACAAACACGUUUUAACACAAGGCUUACACAUACUGUACAACACGAAGAUUUGAUUGGACCCAAUUUUCAGCCAAAGAACCA